AUGCUCACUCUCCCACUCCUCGUCCUUGCGCUCACCGCUCAGCACGCCGCUGCACAGCACGACCAUGGACCCACGUCUGGAAGCUCAGAUUCCAGUAUGGUCAUGAUGGUUCCUUGGCUUCAUUUCACGCCAGGAGAUACCCUCCUCUUCAAGAACUGGAUCCCCAGAAAGCCAGGCGCCAUCUUUGGUGCAUGCAUCGGCCUCUUUAUGCUUGCAAUUCUCGACAGAUGGCUCGCUGCGAUGCGCCGCCUUAUGGAACUCUGGUGGGCACAGCGUGCACGAUCAGCUAUUACACGUCGAUUCGUCGAACUUUCAGACAAGUCGCGUUCAGAGGAGGAAAAGCUGGGCGAGAUCAACAUCAGACCGGCCAGUGGCUCGAAGCGCCAGACGCAGCCUACAGCACGCUUCUCUCGCGAAGCAAUCCCUCCAUUCAUUCUCUCUCACGACCUCGCUCGGGGAGCGUUCGUAGUCUGCCAGACCGCCAUAACCUAUGCGCUGAUGCUGACCGUGAUGACUUUCAACGCCUCUUUCAUUCUCUCUAUACUCCUCGGUCUCGGUACUGGAGAGGUUCUCUUUGGGAGACUUGCCUAUGCUUCCGCCCAUGUAGACCACUAG
Molecule: messenger RNA, 615 nt
Organism: Serendipita indica DSM 11827
Lineage: Eukaryota; Fungi; Basidiomycota; Agaricomycetes; Sebacinales; Serendipitaceae
Source: the annotation of a GenBank genome assembly